Molecule: messenger RNA, 3707 nt
Organism: Osmerus eperlanus (European smelt)
Lineage: Eukaryota; Metazoa; Chordata; Actinopteri; Osmeriformes; Osmeridae
Product: zinc finger protein 135-like
Exons: 3
Coding region: 66-3395 (1109 amino acids)
Biological process (GO): regulation of transcription by RNA polymerase II
Cellular component (GO): nucleus
Molecular function (GO): DNA-binding transcription factor activity, RNA polymerase II-specific; RNA polymerase II cis-regulatory region sequence-specific DNA binding
Source: RefSeq, a predicted model, not a curated record
GGCGAGGAGUAUCAGGAGCUAAUAGCUAACGUUGUUGUGUAAAUGAUCAGUUUUCCACCGCCAAAAUGGCGAAACUGUAUGUGUUUAGAGAAUUUAUCAGUGAGAUAUUAUCAAAAGCAACUUUAAAGAUUUUCGGAGUGGUUGAAAAAACGCUUAUUGAGUACAAAAAAGAAAUCUCUCGUUCUGAGGAGGAGAGGAAGCGGCUACAACGGCUGUUGAACGUUGUUACUCAACCCAAUAUUGCAGAAGUGCAGCAGGUCUCUCUCCUGGAGCCCCCACAGAUUAAAGAGGAACAGGAGCUGUGGACCAGUAAGGAGGAAGAGCAGCUCCAAGGACUGCAGUCUGAAACUACAGACUCCAUAUUCACCAGGGACUCCAACUUGCAUAUCAGAGCAUUUCUCAGUGAGAGAUUAACAACAGCAGCUUCAGAGAUUUUCGGGGCCAUUGAAAUAACAUUUGCUGAGUACCAAGAAGAAAUCUCUCGUUCUGAGGAGGAGAGGAAGCGGAUACAACGGCUGUUUGACAUUGUUGCUCAACCUGAGAUCAAGCUACACCGAACAGAAGUGCAGCAGCUCUCUCUCCCGGAGCCCCCACAGAUUAAAGAGGAACAGGAGCUGUGGACCAGUCAGGAGGAAGAGCAGCUCCAAGGACUGCAGUCUGAAACUACAGACUCCAUAUUCACUUCUCUCAGUGUGAAACAUGACUCGGAUCAAGAGGGCUCUGUUGAAUGUUCACAUCUUGACCAAGCUGUCCAAGUGGACAACAGAGAAGGAGACUCUCUACACACCAACACAACUGAGGAGCAAAUCAAAGUAGAUCCUGAAGAACAUAACUAUGCAGCACCACAACCAGGCAGUGAUUCUCAGUCCCUCUCUGUUGUAGCUCCAGACUGUCCUGCAGCUCAGAGUUUGGAGGAGGAGGAACAUGGCGGAGUGAUGCCUUUGCUAGAAACAGUCAAAUCAAGCAGAAAGAACAUGACUCUGCCCACGGAAGGUACGCCACAGGGAAGUCAUGCAGGAGAGAAACCUUAUCAGUGUCAAGAAUGUAACAAAACAUUUAAUAGGAAAUCUCGUUUAGUUGUUCACAUGAGGACGCACACUGGAGAGAAACCUUAUCAGUGUCUAGAAUGUAACAAUGCUUUUAGUCUUAAAGCGUCUUUGGUUAUUCAUAUGAGGACUCACACAGGAGCGAAACCUUAUCAGUGUCUAGAAUGUAACAAUGCUUUUAGGCAUAAAGCUUCUUUGGUUAUUCAUAUGAGGACACACACAGGAGAAAAACCUUAUCAGUGUCCACAUUGUAGCAAACUAUUUGCUCAAAGGGGUAGUUUGGUUGCACACAUGAGGACACACACGGUAGAAAAACAUUUUCAGUGUCAUGAAUGUAACCAAAGAUUUCGUUGGAAGUACAAUUUGGUUGAUCACAUGAGGACACACACAGGAGAGCAACAGGAGAUGUGUACCAGUCAGGAGGGAGAUCAGCUCCAAGGACUGCAGUCUCAAACUACAGACCCCAUAUUAACUUCUCUCAGUGUGAAACAUGAUUCAGAUCAAGAGGGCUCAGUUGAAUGUUCACAUCUUGACCAAGCUGUCCAAGUGGACAACAGAGAAGGAGACUCUCUACCCACCAACACAACUGAGGAGCAAAUCAAAGCAGAGCCUGAUGAACAAGACUAUGCAGCACCAGAACCAGGCAGUGACUCUCAGCCCCUCUCUGUUGUAGCUCCAGACUGUGCUGCAGCUCAGAGUUUGGAGGAGGAGGAGGAACAUGGAGGAAUGAUGCCUUUCCUAGAAACAGUCAAAUCAAGCAGAAAAAGAAAGAACAUGACUCUGCCCAUGGAAGGUAUGCCGCAGGGAAGUCACGCAGGAGAGAAACCUUAUCAGUGUCUAGAAUGUAACAAAACUUUUCGUUGGAAAUCUCAUUUCCUUGCUCACAUGAGGACGCACACUGGAGAGAAACCUUAUCAGUGUCUAGAAUGCAAGAAGAGCUUUUCUAUGAAAGGUACUUUGCUUAUUCAUAUGACAAUACACACAGGAGAGAAACCUUAUCAAUGUCCACAUUGUGGCAAACGUUUUGUUCAAAAGAGUAGUUUGGUUUUACACAUGAAGAGACACACAGGAGAAAAACCUUAUCAGUGUCCACAUUGUAGCAAGCGAUUUUUUCAUGAGUGUAAACUGGUUUUACACAUGAGGACACACACGGGAGAGAAACCUUUUCAGUGUGAAGAAUGUAACAACACCUUCAGCCGCAAAGAUACUUUGGUAGUGCACAUGAGUACACACACAGUAGUGAAACCGUAUCAAUGUCAGGAAUGUAGCAAACGCUUCAUUUCCAGGUAUAAGCUGGUUACACACUUGAGGAGUCACUAUGUAGGAAAAUCAUAUCAGUGUCAGGAAUGUAACCAAAGAUUUUGCUUAAAGUACAAUUUGGUUGAACACAUGAGGACACACACGGGAGAGGAACAGAAGAUGUGGACCAGUCAGGAGGAAGAUCAGCUCCAAGGACUGCAGUCUCAAACUACAGACCCUAUAUUCACUUCUCCCAGUGUGAAACAUGAUUCGGAUCAAGAGGGCUCAGUUGAAUGUUCACAUCUUGACCAAGCUGUCCAAGUGGACAACAGAGAAGGAGACUCUCUACCCACCAACACAACUGAGGAGCAAAUCAAAGUAGAUCCUGAAGAACAUAACUAUGCAGCAUCAGAACCAGGCAGUAACUCUCAGCCCCUCUCUGUUGUAGCUCCAGACUGUCCUGCAGCUCAGAGUUUGGAGGAACAUGGAGUGAUGCCUUUGCUAGAAACAUUCAAAUCAAGCAAAAAAAGAAAGAAGAAUAACAUGACUCUGCCCAAUGAAGGUACUCCACAGAGAAGUCACACUGGAGAGAAACCUCAGUGUCUAGAAUGUAACAAAACUUUUCGUUGGAAAUCUCAUUUCCUUGCUCACAUGAGGACGCACACUGGAGAGAAACCUUAUCAGUGUUUAGAAUGUAACAAAACAUUUAGCAGGAAAUCUCGUUUCCUUGCUCACAUGAGGACACACACAGGAGAAAAACCUUAUCAGUGUCCACAUUGUAGCAAACUAUUUACUCAAAAGGGUGGUCUGGUUGCACACAUGAGGACACACACAGGAGAAAAACCUUAUCAGUGUCCACAUUGUAGCAAACGUUUUGCUCACAAGGGUGGUCUGGUUGAACACAUAAGGACACACACAGGAGAGAAACCAUUUCAGUGUCAAGAAUGUAACAACACUUUCCGCCGAAAAGAUAGUUUGGUUGCGCAUAUGAGAACACAUACAGGAGUGAGACCGUAUCAAUGUCAGGAAUGUACCAAACGCUUCAUUUCCAAGGUUAAUUUGGUUCAACACUUGAGGACACACACAGGAGAGAACCCAUAUCAGUGUUAGGAAUAUCAUAAAAUAUUUUUAUUAAGGUCGCAAUUGGGUAAGCAUAUGAGGAUUCACACAGGAGAGAACCUUAACGGUGUCAACAAUUUAUCAAACUCUGUAAUCACAAGUGUAAUCUCAUUUCGAACAAGAAGAUGACACAAGAGCAGAAACUCUGUCAGAAGUUAUUCAGACUUUAUAAAAGCUUCAAGAUGUUUAGAGUUGGGGACACUUCACUCCUGGUUUCAAGUCAUGUGGAAAAAGCAUGGAUUUGGGAAACAAGCUACAACUUUAGUUUAAGGUCUUUGCGCUAGUUUGGGUUGCAAAUAAACU